AUGGUGGCCGUUGAAUGCCCCGGAAAGCCAAGUUUCGCGUUUCCCGCUUUGUUCCGAGACGAUCUGCUCAAAUCCGAAUUUUGGGGAGGGUUUCGGGCUAGCAGCAUGUGGUGGGCCGAUUUCGAUAUGUACCAAUGCAAUUUAAACCUCUUGUUUUCCAAUUCUUUCUCCCAAGCUCCCAUUCUCCCCAUGCACACCAUUUGGAUUAAUCUGUUAGUGGCCGUCGCGGCCUGCCGCAGCGUCCUUGCUAUGGACAUGGAAGCACACGGCCACACCACCUCUACGCUUUCUGCCCCCCUUGACCUCAGCACUGUGGUCCCCGUUGCACACGAGGCCCACCACAUGCACGGUGUGCCUAUCCUCGAGACGGAACUGACUCCAGCGGAGAGAUUGUUCUGGGAGGCCUACAACACCACGUCCUACUUUACUGUCGACACCCCAUACAAGUCGCAAUUGUACGUCCAUCUCGGCCUCGUCUACGCCGCCUACGUCCUGGUGUACCCGCUUGUGCUUGUUCUGCGCAACGUCAACUCGAAGUGGUUUCUGCCAUUGUUGACCGUCCAGUCCGCCAUGGUGAUUGCCUCGCUCUUCUGCUACUCGCUCUUCAUCAGCAACGCGCCGGAGCUGUACCCGAACAACGCCUACUCGAAAAUGAGCACUGGCCUGUUCCUCCUCGUCAUCAUCCACCUGUUCAGCUCGUUUGUCUACACAGCCAAGAAAUGGCUCGAGGGCCCUUCGCCGGCCACGCACGCGCCAUUACCGGGUAAAGAUAUCCCAAUGAGCGAGCUGAACGGGUUCGCGUCGCCGUCGAGCACGCUGUACGAGUCGGACGACCGUCUGCAGCGUCUGAGCGCCGACUCGUUCGAUCUCGAGGACCCGGGCUCGUCCACGCUGAACAGCCAGCACUCGGUGGCCGCCCCCACGCAGAAACGCGACUUUGUGCUCGCCAGACUGUUCCAACUUGGCCCCGUCGCCAAACUCGUGUCGGUCUUCGGACUGGCCUCGACGUUUAAUUUCCACGUCCUUAAUUACGGUAUGCUGGCCUACUUUUUAGUCUACGCUCCAACGGGCGUCGCUGUGCUCAGCUGCAUCGGCAUGGGCAAUCACGUGUUCAACCUGCUGGCGCACUUCAUCAAAGGCGGCGUUUUCUUCACACUGGGAAUCAUCUCGCUGGCCAGAUACUGCGGCGCCUGGACCAAGCUCGGUUGGGCCUGGAACAAGUCGUAUAUCCUGCCUCUUGAGAAGCGCACGUCGCUCCUGUACAGGCUCCAGCCCAAAAACAGCAUGAUCACCAUGGAAAUGGUGGAGAGCUCGCUGAUCCUGUUCUACGGUUGCACGAACGUGUUUCUGGAGCAUCUGGCUGCUCCAGGCGGCCCAUGGACGGCCAAGGACCUGCAGCACGUGUCGAUCGCUUUCCUGUUCAUCGGCGCCGGCCUCUGCGGCGUGGUGGCCGAGCUGAAGCUCGCCGACUGGCGCCUGGAGAAGUUCUAUUCUCAGGUCGGCUCAGACUUCCAGGUCCAGAGCUACCGGCCUGCUCACGUGACCCCAGGAUUCAGUCCUAAUCCGUUCCCAGCCUUCACGAUUUUCUGGACCGGGCUGCUGAUGUCGCAGCACCAGCAGGCCUCCCAGCUGUCCAUGAUCAUCCACGUGCAGUGGGGAUCACUUCUGACCUACGGGUCCGUGGUCCGGUUGGUGACCUUCCUGCUAAUGACCUUCUUCCCAAAGAGCCAGUCGUUCCAGCCAUCCAGGCCGUUCACAGAGCUGCUCACCUCCUUCUGUUUGCUCUGCGGAGGCCUUGUCUUCAUGGAGAGCACGGACCCUGUCGUCAUGGCGCUCGAGUACAGAGGCUGGACCCCAAUGUUCACAAUGAACUUGAGCGUGGGCACGGUUUCGCUGCUGAUGGCUUGGGUCAUGUGUGUGUUCUCUAUAAGAGACCGGCUCAAAACCGGCUCGCACUAA
Messenger RNA from Ogataea haglerorum, 1959 nucleotides. RefSeq lists its product as uncharacterized. The record is from RefSeq and is a predicted model, not a curated record. The transcript has a single exon. NCBI's taxonomy places the organism in Eukaryota, Fungi, Ascomycota, Pichiomycetes, Pichiales, Pichiaceae. Bases 1 to 1959 code for a protein of 652 amino acids.